UUCGGAACGAUAUAACUAGUUGAAGUGAAGUGUUUUCGUGUUUUCAAAUAGUUGUAUAAAGAUACAAGAAAUUAUAUUCGCAAUUCUAUUAGCGUAUAAAUAGCGUGUAUUUUGCAAAAUAGCGGCAAAUUCUGCUAGCUUUUAGAAGGAGAUGGCAUCGAUGCAGGACAGGCUAAAAAUUAAACGUGUAAACUGCGAUGCAUGGACUACACGGGAACAACUGUGUCUUGCAUCGAGCGUACUGAAAUCUGGAGAUCAAAAUUGGAUGAGUGUUUCUAGAUCAUUGAAGCCACUUAUCGAAAAAGAAUCGUUAAGACCUCCAGAUUGGUUCUCGCAAAAAUCAUGUGCCAUGCAAUAUGCAUAUUUACUCGAGAAUGCCGACACGCCGAAACGAAAGAAACGAGAGAGUGGUGAAACUACCAGUGAAUCCAUAGUUAGAAGAUUGACGCAGGAAAGAAUAACUGAAUUGAGUCAGAUUCUGGCCUGUCAGAAGGAUGAGUAUCUGCGACUCAAAACGGAUAUAAACCUGCUCAAAUCUGGCACAAUAAGCGACGAGAAGCUGGAGAAAAUGUGGCUCGAAAUACAACAGGAAGAACGCGAAUCCGAUCAAAAGGCACGGGCUCACAUGGCAUGGUUGACAAAACGUCAACAGCAACAGAAGCAAGAGAUGAAUUUGCCUGUCGUCCCGUCUUCAAUCAUAAGUCAAACUCGCAAACACGCGGAGGGCACGUUGGAAGUGGCGCAGGCGGAGCUCACGUCCGAAUCGGCAACGGAGAAUGAUGACGAGAGAAAGAAUAAUCGAGGCGGUAGAUCUCCGUUGCUGACAAGCUUGUUGAAAUCUCCCAGUCCAACCACUCAAACUGUACAAACCUACCCGUCUACUCCUGUCCAAGUGAGCUCGCCGACCAUCACCAGUCUACUUGGAUCCAAUUCGAAAAUAUUGAACGCCCAAUUGGCGCAGAAUGUGUCACCGCAAUUGCAACAGUUGGUCUCAACAGCGAUCGCCAGUGCGAAUGCGACACCGCCGCCAUCCGUUGGUGCGCCUACACUUUCUAUGCUAUUGGAAAUGCCAGCCACCACACAAAGAGGACCGUUACCGAAAUUACAAACAACUACUUCUGUCAUGUCUCAUGUGCAACAGCAGCAGGCAGCUACGGUUGUAGUCACCACCACCAACACUGAGAUGCAUAAAUUCGAGCAAACGACCCAAUCGCAAUCCCAGAUUCGCCAGAUGAAUAUCCAGAAUGAGAUGGCGAACGCGGCGACCGUAACGAUACCAACAGUAACAACGAUAUCGGCGGUUGCAACGACGACUUCGGCGCUUACCCCAGUUGUCACUGCGCCGACAAAUGUGCCUGUAUCGGAAAAUAUGGUACAGAUAAUCGAUCACAUAGACGACGUAAUACGCAAGGACAUAAUGGCAGACGUGAUGGAUAAGGAUGAAAUAAACGAGAUCAUUGGUGACAUUGAAGAAUUAAUUAAGGAAGAGAUCACUGGCAGUCCACAAACCCUGGACACAAGCGUCUCGACUACGACGACGACGACCUCGACGGCAGUUAUCAGUAAUCUCUCAAGCAUGUCCCAUCAAACAACGGAAAUUCCAAUAGUGGUUCCAGAACCGAAGCCAGAGCCGAGGGACGUGGAUGAGACUGUAUCGCUCUCCGAUUCACCGCGAAGCGAAAUGGCGAUCGAAGAGAUCGAUUCUAGCACCUCGAACAUCGCCGAAAUCAUUGGAACCGUCGCUAUAGAGCCGCAAGAACCCAAAAUUAUUGUCGCAGAAAUAACAGAAAUUGUAUCUAAUACAUCAGAAGAAAUAAAGUCCGAGCCGAGUACUUGCGAUGAUGAAAGAGUGACUGUAGCUGAGGAACUUGCUUCAGAGUUAGGAACUAACGAUGAAGAAAACAGUAAGGAUACUCCGAUGGAGGAAAAACAACCGGAUAUCGAAAUGAAAUCCAUGGACGCCGCAUCUUCAAACAUCGAAGAUUCUAAGCUGUCGGAUGAAAUGAAGGAAACAAUGGAGGAUACCGUAGUGGAAGCGGAGGUAGAAGAAGAGGACACGGAGAAGGAAGAAACGGAAGUGAUCACACAUGAUGACAAGGAGCUAUCGGAGACUGUCAAAGAGCUGAGGGAAUCUCCAGAAGAUACUGAAGGUAAAGAUAAUGCAGGAUUAGAUCAAUUAGAAAUAUAUUUGGCGAAAAUUACAGGGGAUCAGCAGGACGUACCAUCCACGGAGGUAGUCAGCGUCUCUUCGGAAAUGACGAACGAUUUGCCUAGUACCGAAGACACGGAGAAGUCGCAGGAUAUCAGUCUGAUUCUAGAGGACGACGAAAGCAGUCAGAAUUCGGAAAACAAGAAGAAACCAAUGGCGGAAGAGCAGAUUAUCGAAAACACGGUCGAAAGUACCGAGUCUUUAGAAUCAUUCAAAGAAGAAUCGAUAAUCUUAAUGAAGGAAAAAAUCGUACCGGAAAUAAAAGAGGAAUCCUUGGUGAAAUCACAGGAAGAAGAGGCCAUCGAGGAAACACUUGAGAUAUAUACAGAUGAAUUUAAAAAAGAAGAAGUCAAAGAUUCCUCGGAAGAUACAACAAACUCCAUUUUGCAGGACGUAGAAAUAAAGGAGGAAGUCAGUAGCGAGCCAAUUAACGGAGCUGAGAACAGUUCGCCUGUGGUAACUGUAGGAACUGAGGAAGUGAAGAGUAUUAAGAGUGCACCGAUCGAGAUUAUAACCGAUGUGGACGUGAAUAGUAUUAAAAAAAUUGAAAGCGUGGAAGUUAAGCCCGAAGAACCGAAAACCGAAAAGGAAACAGAUGCUAUCGCUACAGGUGUGUUUUGCGCGAAAAGUCCACUCCCCCCGGAAGAAGAGAAAAAGGAGAUUGUAGAGAUAAAACAGGAGAAAGAGGACACCAAGAAAAACGUAGAGGGCGAACAAAACAUAAAAAAGGAAAUAGAGCCCACAGAAGAACCUGGGGAACUAGACGAAGAAGAAUCUUCGUUGAGUAAAUUGAGUGGCGGACGGGCAAUGAAGACGUACUCCAAGAAGCAAAACAUUGCUGUGGACAGCGAACCGGAGAACGAAGGCACGGGCGAGGGCGCAGAUUAUCGCGCCUGGAAGAAAGCGGUUAUGCUCGUUUACAAUCGUUUGGCCACGCACAAAUACGCGUCAGUAUUCCUCAGACCGAUCACGGAAGAUCAAGCGCCUGGGUAUCAUUCGGUGAUUUUCCGACCGAUGGAUCUGUCAACUGUCAAGAAAAACAUUGACAAUGGCACGAUCAGAUCGACCAUGCAUUUUCAGAGAGAUGUCAUGCUUAUGUUUCAGAACGCCAUUAUGUACAACAAACAUGAUACGUUUAUCUAUAAAAUGGCAGUUUCGAUGCAGGAAGAAUGCUUGCAACAUAUGCAGAUAUUAGUACAAGUAACAGGAGAGGGAACCUUUCGAAGGGAGACCAGAACUGCUACAAGCAGUAGCAGCGAGGCAAGCGAGAGUAGUAUUAAGCGAAAACGGAGUCACAUCACUCCGAGCCCUCAUGAUACCGACACUCCACGUUCGAAAAAACGUAGAAAAUCCGAAAACGAUUAAAUUAUAUUAAUAAGUUACAUAUGAAAUAUAAAGAUUUGCGUUUGUAUCUAAAAUAUUGGAAAUUAAGACAGAUAAUACGGAAGAGAGAAAAGGUAAGAGACGUUUUAGACAUUGAAAAGUCUGUAUUGAUAUCGCUUGUGAUUACAUAAGCGAUAUUCGAAACAUAUAGGAAAAGUUUGUGAUAUAAUUACUUUACACAAUUAUUAUAA
Camponotus floridanus (Florida carpenter ant) is the source of this 3783-nucleotide messenger RNA. It is a transcript of the gene Brd8, whose product is annotated as bromodomain-containing protein 8. Bases 152 to 3574 code for a protein of 1140 amino acids. Gene Ontology annotation, cellular component: NuA4 histone acetyltransferase complex. The record is from RefSeq and is a predicted model, not a curated record. The transcript has 3 exons. Gene Ontology annotation, molecular function: protein binding. NCBI's taxonomy places the organism in Eukaryota, Metazoa, Arthropoda, Insecta, Hymenoptera, Formicidae.